Molecule: messenger RNA, 921 nt
Organism: Mercurialis annua (annual mercury)
Lineage: Eukaryota; Viridiplantae; Streptophyta; Magnoliopsida; Malpighiales; Euphorbiaceae
Product: 1-Cys peroxiredoxin
Exons: 4
Coding region: 47-706 (219 amino acids)
Biological process (GO): cellular oxidant detoxification; cell redox homeostasis
Cellular component (GO): cytosol; mitochondrion
Molecular function (GO): peroxiredoxin activity
Source: RefSeq, a predicted model, not a curated record
UCCUCUUUCUGAUAAUUCGAUUUCAGAAAUUCACAGCCAGUUGAAAAUGCCAGGCCUUACUCUUGGUGAUACGAUCCCAAAUCUUGAAGUUCAAACCACUCAUGGAGUCUUCAAGCUCCAUGAUCACAUAGAUACCUGGACCAUUCUUUUCUCCCACCCAGGUGAUUUCACGCCAGUUUGUACCACUGAACUGGGAAAAAUGGCUGCUUAUGCUCAGCAAUUCGCUGACAAAGGAGUGAAGUUGUUGGGUUUGUCCUGCGAUGAUGUUGCUUCUCAUGCUGAGUGGAUCAAGGACAUUGAAGCAUUCACUCCUGGAAGCAAGGUGACGUAUCCGAUUAUUGCAGAUCCUAACCGUCAGAUCAUUCAUCAACUGAACAUGGUGGAUGCAGAUGAGAAAGAUCCCUCGGGGAACAAUGUUCCGUCUCGAGCCCUGCAUAUCGUAGGUCCUGAUAAGAAGAUAAAGCUGAGCUUUCUGUAUCCGGCAAGUACUGGCCGGAAUAUGGAUGAGGUGAUGAGGGUGGUGGAAUCUCUGCAGAGAGCAUCAAAGCACAAAGUUGCAACUCCGGCCGACUGGAAACCAGGGGAGGCGGUGGUGAUAUCUCCUAGUGUCUCAAAUGAAGAGGCGAAAAAGAUGUUUCCUCAGGGUUUCAAAACGGCUGAUCUUCCUUCCAAGAAAGAUUACCUGCGUUUCGUUAAUGUCGAUUAGAAUAUUCACCGUUUGGUUGUGGAGAAUGCAAAUUAAUGUCUUAAAUAGUUUCUUUAGUUUCUCAUGGUGCUGGACACUGUGAAUAGUCUUGCAUGUCAAACUGGCUAAUGUGGUGGUAGCUAUGUUUUUCCCUAGUGACAUAAUUCUGUGUAUAAAUUCUGUAUGCGCUAUUAAAUUACUGUUAGUUGUAAUGUAAUUCUGCCUGCUUUGUUUUA